UUUUUAUAUUCAAGAUAUUUUAUUGAAUUAUUGUAGAAAGUGUGAAGUGUUAUUCGAAGGGUAUGCUGAAGGUACCUUACAUUUUGAUAAGAUAUAGAAGAGUUACGAAAAGGCAGAAAAAGUAAAAGUUUCGCGAUAGCGUGCGGCGCCCAUGCUGCCGACUGUCUGGCAGAAGCGUGUCGUAUCGUUCGCUGGGCCCCCUGGCGUAUAUGGGCGUGCACACACGCGUUAGUAUCGUGGAUGUAUAUAAAACGGGCGAUCGGUUCGGAGCAACGAGUACGUCUGGUGUCGGCGCGGAGUAGCGAACAGAGUGAGUUUUUAUUCGAAACGAACAGGCGUCGUUACGCGAACUCCUUAGGAUUCGCGACCUCACGUGACGACUGCGACAACCAAAAAGUCGCCGCUGAAGCACGGUGUUAUCGUUCGACACUCGCGUUGUACGUCCACUGGAGCGGCUUAGGCGAAGAAAGCGUGGGUUAUAGUCGCGAGUGAAAGAGCAACGAGGACGGUCGUGCCGGAGCUUUUGAAAACAAAGACAGACGCGUGACGAUAUCGUUUUCUCGUGUUUUCGUGUCUUUAUCUCGCGUGUUCGGCGGGUCGUUGGCUCCUUCUCUUUCUUUCUUUUGCCUCGUGGUGUGUUGUCGGCAGUAACACACAACGGCAAGUGGAAGCCUGUAGCGUCGCGCCGGCGAAUGGAGAACACGUUCGCCAAUCGUCGUAAACGAAAGUGCGGAUCUUUUCUAUUAGACAAGUUCGUUUUCGCGCGGUUCACGGUUAAUCGUGGUUAACGAGUGCGCGGUACGAGAAGAGCAGAAAAGAGGAAGAAGGAUCGUUGGUGUUCGAGUGGUGGUGUUUGUAAGGAUACGAAGGAUGGAGCGAUUCAGAGUGACGCCGGCUAAUAGCACGUCGCAAUACGUCCCGCAACAACAUUCGUUAGACUAUGAUUCGCCGGUGAACGGGACCCAACUGGAACAUCAACAUCUCGUCCCGAAAUCACCCAGCGAAUGCGAUGGCUGUGGCGCCGGAGGAGAUGGCGACUCCAUGGUGGGCGGCGGCAAUUCCGAGAAAAAGGCGGAAUUGGAGACAAAUCUCUUCCUCUAUAACGAGGAGAUGGAAGUCCGGCCUCGUAUCUCCACGCUGCUCAAAAGUCUGUCGGACUACAGCAACACUAUCCCAGCCGCGACUGACCCGGACACCAGGCCCCCGCCCGCCCCGGGUGGCGCACGGAUGGGCACCCUGAUCGGUGUCUUUCUUCCUUGUAUUCAGAAUAUCUUCGGUGUAAUCUUGUUCAUUCGUCUGACUUGGGUCGUGGGUACAGCUGGUGCCAUACAGGGCUUCUUCAUCGUGCUAUGUUGCUGUUGCGUGACAAUGUUGACGGCUAUCAGCAUGAGCGCCAUCGCGACCAACGGUGUGGUGCCAGCCGGUGGGUCCUACUUCAUGAUAUCUAGAAGUUUGGGUCCAGAGUUUGGUGGUGCCGUGGGGAUGUUAUUUUACACGGGCACCACUCUGGCCGCCGCCAUGUACAUCAUUGGUGCCGUUGAAAUAGUCCUGACUUACAUGGCACCGUCUCUCAGUAUAUUCGGAGACUUCACCAAGGAUCCGAAUAUCAUGUACAAUAACUUUCGAGUGUACGGUACGGGGUUGCUGAUGGUAAUGGGCACCAUAGUGUUCGUCGGCGUGAAAUUUGUCAAUAAGUUCGCUACGGUUGCCCUGGCCUGCGUCAUAUUCUCGAUCGUGGCUGUCUACGUGGGGCUGUUCCGCAACUUCUACGGAAACGAGUCCCUCAAGAUGUGUGUUCUGGGUAGAAGGCUGCUGAAGGACAUCAACGUGUUAACGGAAUGUAACAAGAAUACUACCGGUGUUCUACACCAGAUCUACUGCGGAAACAGCACCAAAUGCGACCCGUAUUAUAUGGAGAACAACGUGACAAUCGUAAACGGCAUUCGUGGACUGGCUAGUGGUGUAUUCUUAGAAAACAUAUGGGACAGUUUUCAAGAGGAGGGUCAACUGAUCGCUUACGGAAAAGAUCCGAAGGACAUCGACAUGAUGUCGUCAUCCAGCUUCAAUCAGAUUCAGGUCGAUCUCACCACAACCUUCACCAUUCUCAUCGGUAUAUUCUUCCCUUCCGUCACGGGUAUUAUGGCCGGCUCCAAUAGAUCAGGUGAUCUAGCAGACGCCCAAAAGUCUAUCCCGAUCGGUACCAUCUGCGCUAUCCUGACAACUUCGACGGUGUACCUGUCCUGCGUGCUGCUGUUCGCCGGUACGGUGGACAAUCUGUUGUUGAGAGACAAAUUUGGUCAGAGUAUCGGCGGCAAACUGGUCGUGGCGAACAUGGCGUGGCCGAAUCAAUGGGUGAUUCUGAUCGGUUCGUUCCUGUCGACUCUCGGAGCGGGUCUCCAGUCGUUAACGGGAGCUCCGCGUCUGCUUCAAGCCAUCGCCAAAGACAGCAUCAUCCCGUUCUUGGCUCCGUUUGCCACUAGCUCGAGUCGCGGCGAGCCUACCAGGGCUCUGGUGCUGACGGUGAUCAUCUGCCAGUGCGGUAUCCUUCUCGGCAACGUCGAUUACCUGGCCCCCUUACUGUCCAUGUUCUUCCUGAUGUGUUACGGCUUCGUCAACCUUGCCUGCGCACUGCAAACGCUCCUGAGAACGCCUAACUGGCGACCCAGGUUCAAAUAUUACCACUGGAGCCUCUCGUUCCUAGGCUUGUCUCUCUGUAUCGCCAUAAUGUUCAUGACUAGUUGGUACUACGCGUUGUUAGCCAUGGGAAUGGCCGGUUGCAUCUACAAGUACAUCGAGUAUCGCGGAGCCGAGAAGGAAUGGGGCGACGGUAUCCGCGGUCUAGCCCUAUCCGCUGCUCGUUACUCGCUCCUGCGACUCGAAGAAGGCCCACCGCACACGAAGAACUGGAGACCGCAAAUAUUGAUCCUGGCCAAGCUGACCGACGACCUGGUGCCCAAAUAUCGUAAGAUGUUCGCGUUCGCGAGUCAACUGAAGGCUGGCAAAGGUUUGACGAUCUGCGUCAGCUGCAUCGAGGGAGACUACAUUCAGAACACCGGCAAGACCGUGGCCGCUAAGGUGAACUUGCGCAAGACGAUCGUGGAAGAGAAGGUGAAGGGAUUCGUGGACGUUCUGGUGGCUACAGACAUCGUCGACGGUCUGAGUUCGCUGGUACAGACCACGGGAUUAGGUGGAAUGAAGCCCAACACCGUGAUUCUUGGCUGGCCAUAUCGUUGGAAGCAGUCGCAAGAAGACAGAACCUGGAGAGCGUUCCUGCAGACUGUCAGAACGGCCACGGCAGCAAGGAUGGCCCUCCUGGUACCCAAGGGAAUCAACUUCUUCCCUGACUCGACGGAGAAAGUGGUCGGGAACAUCGACAUAUGGUGGAUCGUGCACGACGGUGGUCUUUUGAUGCUGUUACCUUUCCUCCUGAAGCAACAUCGUACGUGGAAGAACUGCAAGAUGAGGAUCUUCACUGUCGCGCAAAUUGAGGACAACUCUAUUCAGAUGAAGAAGGACUUAAAGAAGUUCCUAUACGAUUUGAGGAUCGAGGCCGAAGUAGAGAUCGUGGAAAUGAUAGAUUCCGAUAUAUCCGCCUACACGUACGAACGAACCCUGCAGAUGGAACAGAGGAACCAGAUUCUGAGGGAGUUGCAGCUGAACAAGAAGCAGACCCUUGGAGUGGAGGAGCCAUUGGUGGACUUCAACGAGGUGCAGGCGAUCGUGGACCAUCACCACAACGUGGACGCCAAGAUUCCGACCAAGGUCAGGUUCCAGGAGCCAGGAAGUCAGAACCCGAACAUCGACGAGGCCCGGGAGAAGCUCGUCCAGGAAAACGAGACAGGUAAAGGAUUAGAGGCAGGAGACGGAAACGAGACCGGAGAAGAAACCAAAGAGGGCAACGACGAAGAGACCAAGCUGAUCGGUGGUUCGCCGAAACAGGAUAACAAAGAGAACGCGGAGAAAGAGGAGAAGGAGAACGAGGACAAGGCGGAAGCCGAGGAAUGCGUCGUCACGCCCGACGAAAGCGACGUAAGGCGUAUGCACACCUCCGUAAAACUGAACGAGGUAAUCGUGAAAACGAGCAAAGACGCUCAAUUAGUCAUCAUCAAUCUACCUGGACCACCACGAGACACUAGAAUGGAACGUGAAUCAAACUAUAUGGAAUUCCUGGAGGUCCUGACAACGGGAUUGGAAAGAGUGCUGAUGGUACGAGGUUGCGGACGGGAGGUGAUCACCAUCUACUCGUGAACUAGACCAAGAGGAAUGGAAGUAAUCGCCUCGCAUAAACAGAAAUCUAGUUUACUUCUGAAAGACCUAAACGACUUCACCCUAAGGAACACGUUGCUCUUGUGCCAUUGUCUGAGCAGUCACUUGCGUUGCGCGUUGUGAACACGUAUACAGGACACACAUUAACACACGUACACGUACAUGUACAUAGACACACGGUUUACCAGAAAAAAAGGAGUACGAACAUCGAUCGACGACGCUGUUUCGCGGACUGGGUCGACGAUCGAAAAAUGCUCGUAGGCUAGUAACAAGCUGACCCUCGAGAAGGCCAAAAGUGACAUGCCAAAGGAUAAGUUCCCUUCGAAUGAAUUUCACGCGUAAACUAGGAUACGUAGGAUCUAUCUUAUUUACACUCGUCCCUUUUUCUCGAAGAAAUAGACGAAACGCGGACUUUUACUCGUUGACGCUACGCGCGUUGACGCGCGGCCAACAGCCUAGCACCGGAGGACUGUAAACACGGAGCAUCGCGUUCGAUCUUGACACUCGAAAUCGGGUUCUCGAAGAGCCUCGAUUCGAACAGAGCGUAUUCUUCGUCGCAGAGGCAAACUUUCGAUCCUAGGGACGAGGAAACGGGAUAAUCGAGAGGGUCGACAGAAAUGGAAACCGACACGUCCCCGAAUUCAAAUUCUACUCCGGUCACCGAGAUAUAUUAUAUAUAUAUACUAUCGUGUACUCCACAUCUCCCCGUUCGAAACUGAAAUCAAAAUUUUUUGGUCCGAGGCUAAGAUCGAAGCAUCUACGAAACCACUGCCAGAAUACUUUCUAAAUGCUUCGCGUUUAACCAAAGACGCGAGAGGCUCAUUUUUCUACACGCAUUGUCGUUAUAGAGUGUAUAAUUAGGUAUGUAUAAUUCUACCGCUUAUAGGGUGAACUUAGGGUAGCCUAGGGUAGCGCGUUGAAAACUCGCGCGGCGAAAGUUGGGCGGCGAACGUUGAUUGCGCGAACGGUUUUAUGUGGACGCAGGACCUCUAAAGGCGUUGUCUGCGAGAACGAAUCUUUCUCCCUGUUAAGUGCUCGUACUGCUCGCGAAACUUUUCAACCUAAACGACCGUCAUUCGAAGAAAAAAAAGUAUGUUACUGCCAAAAUUCUCGAAACUUGUUGAUUAGAAUUUGCAACGGACAACCGAGAACCGGGUAGGUGAAAUCGAUACGAACGAGGAGUUUUUGACUUUUGAAUGUGCUAGAGAGAACAUACAUAGUACUAAGAAUAUAUUACUUGAAAUUACUAAUUUAUAUUAACUACAUCGAUCUAACAUCAGGAUCUCAUAGCAAUACAAAUUCUUAACCUACUUAAAGAAGUCGUGUAACACGGAAUCCCUUAAAAUUAUAAAAUCGCGUCACUGCAUUGCUGAGAAACAUAGAACUACUACCAUUACUACUAAUACUAUUACUACUAUUACUACUACGAUUACGAUUCUAAACACUAAAUGUACUAAGGAAAGUAUACUAAUUCGCGUCACUGUUACAUCGAUAUAACGUGAAAGACUAGCAAUAAUAGAACUAACGUAGGUCUCGAAUUUCUUAAUGUAUUACAAAAUACUCUAUCGCGAAAGUCUUGGAAUUACUAAAGUAUAGGUCGCAGAUUAAUUAGGUACUAGAAUGUCCGACCUCUCCGCGAGAUCAUACGGACUUUUAACUAUAUAAAUGCUAGCAGCGAUGCUAACAUCGGUACGCACAGAACAUCGAUAUGCAAAAAUCUAUCGUUCAUCGUUUUAUAUAUAUAUAUACAUAUAUAUAUGUACACAUUCCACCAUACGAAAACACGUCUCUCGACAUUGCGUCCCCAUAAAGGUUCGAGCCGUAGCGUUCCUUCCAACUACCGCCGCGAAUGGCGAACGGAAGAAACACGGUGACUUAUUCGCACGCAUCUCCUUCAGGACUGAAGUUCGUUUUUUCCACUGUACUUCUCGACCUCUUGCGCGCCGAAAUCUUCGUCUAGGUUCGCGUUUAUACUGUCCAAGGCCUAUCGGUCCGAUUCACCGCUCUAACACGCCUCUGCGUAAAAGGGAACAGGCGCACGAUCAACCUAUGUACUUACGAAUGUGCACGCGCGUGCGAAUUGCGGCUGCGUUAACUCGUUAACCGCGUCUCAGAAUCGUCUACCUUCCGUUAAGUUUAUUCUAUCCGAAUACAGCGGAGUCUCUCUGUAUGGCCGUAGAGGAACACUGCGCGACCAGCGAUGUUCGGCCAAAUAACGAGACUCGAUUGUAUACACGAUCUACCUUGAUCUCUGCGUAAAUACAGUAUUAUACACCAAACGUACCCGCUUCUCGUCCCGUCCGGUUAACGAGUUAAACGAGCAACGCACAAGAGGGAACACGGUGAACGACUAACAGAAAUAUGUAUGUCAGAUUUCCAUAACGAUCCUUUAAACCGAUUUUCAUCGAACGAUAGCGUGUAGCAUUGUAAUCGAUUGCAUUUAAGUGUCGUGUGCAUGUCACGUUUCAUGCGCGGCUUUGAAACUUUUUCGGCCGUGGCUCAUCUCUUAGAUAGGCACUAUCUAAUACGUAUAUAUAUACAUAUAUAUACACAUACUUAUAUAUGUAUACAGGACGGAUAGUUUCUCUGUGUAAAGAAAGGGCAUCGAGAAGCGACGAGCAGAGGAGGAAAUUGGUCCUUUUGAAGGGAAGAUCGAUCACCGGGUCGCUUUAUCGUACUCGUCGAUGUACGCUGUGUCUACUUAAUCGAAACUCGCGAACGGACUGCCGGAUGAAAUUAAUCGAGAAAGGUAGAGAGUCGAGCACUCGCGAAUCGGUACCGCGAAAAUUCUUCACCCGUUUUCUUCGAUUUACCGUGUAACGCUGCCUCGAUGAUGUACAGGGUGAUUCAAGAAUGGGGUUUGACAACUUUCGAAACUGGCAACGCACCUUGUACUUAUAUAAGUAUAGAACGAUUCGAUAUCGAGCAAUCUACGUGUUGUUAUUAGAGAGAAAUUUCAAUUUAUAGAGAUUCUAUUAUAAACUGUAUCUCGAUUUGAAAGUACUUAAUGGGCGGAGUUUUUAUCUUGUAACUUGCUUCGCGAAUCUCGAUCGGCGUUUUGAAACAUCCUGUACAUGAUCGAGGAUACGUCGUCUUGACUCGAGCAACAAAGUUGCCAAGUAUUGCGUCUACUGUCUGCUAGCGUUCGAAGCAGUUCGAAAUUCAGGAGCAAAUUCCGAAAUAUAUUUGUUGUAGCGUCUCUUUAUCUACCUCAUCGCCAGCGCGCGUCGAAUCGAGCGAAACGGAAUCGUAAAAGAUACGCGAGACGAAGCAGAAUUCGAUAAAACGGUCCGAUAAAGCAAUACGAUGAGAAACGGAAGCGACGAACUGAAAAAAAACCCGGAUAUUGCACGAAGCCGAUCAGACACGUGCAGGUUCGCGAGAUGCAUCCUCUGUCUCUGUAUAUCGUCCCACGAUGUUGCGACAUGUACUUUCUAAUUUUAAUACGUUACUCACUUGUCGAUUACCAUAUAUUUUAUGUGUACUUGCCUAUCUGAUAGGCAUCGGCACCGCAUAGUUUAUACAAGACAUGUUGACUAUGAGAAAAGUUUAUCGCGUGAGAAAAAGAGCUGUUAGUCGAGGAUACAGAAUAAUAAAAGAAGAAACAAAGGGAAGAGCAAAAGAGAAAAAUGAUUACGGAUAAAAUGCUAAAUGUGUUGUACAUAAAUAAAUAGUAGAAUUUAAGGACGAGCAGGCGAGAUGAUUUAAAGGAGCGAUCCUAGGGGACAAGAGAAAUAAAAGCAAACGUUCGAGAAGAAAAGAGGAGGAAAGAAAGUGAAGAGAAACAUCUUUUUCAUAGAUCAAACAGUAUUGCAGUGUACUCCGCUGCCGCUUUAAUAUUUUACUAUGUCGUGUUUACUUGAAAGAAAAAAUGAACAAAUGCACAAUUGACCGUAUGGACACACAUACACACACGUUACGUAAGUGUAAGGAGAGCGAUAAAAAUUAAAACGAAGAUUUUCGGAGAGGGUAUACAAGUGCUCGGCGAUCGUCAUCGGGGAUUAUCGUGUGUAGUUUGCGAUCUAACCCGUUAUGAACGGGCCUUUGCGUCUGGUUUAAAUCAUCUUCUUAGGCUGUGAGAUGCAAGCUAAGCCGGCAGAGAGACUUGCUCGAGACCUCAAUCAUAUGUGUCAAAUCAAGCGUCAGAUAUUAUACGUAUUAUACAUACAUGCAUACAUACUUAAAAAAAAAAGAAUCUUAUAUCUCGUUAAUACCGAGUCUAGCCCUCUAACCGAGAUCUAUGCUCGCUCUUGGCGACAUCACUUAGUUUUCUUCUCCUCGAACACACGCAUACACACACAUAUACACAUAUACCUUUUAGCGUUCGAAUUGUGGUUUCCGGUGAGAUAUAGCGCGUUCCUAAACGUCCAAGCGUUAUAAGUUUAGUCUUAUUUAAAUUUCAAGUCUAUUUCAAUCCAACGUUUGAAAAUUUAAUAAUCAGAAUGUCAUUUGCUAUAUGUGCGAUGUUCUCCAAUGUACUUGGCAUCUUUCCACAUGAUUUUACUAACGGACCAGGUUUACGAUCGCGCUAUAUUUCGGCGAGAAUCGUGCAAAGUGGGGAAACAUCGACUAGAAAAAGAAGAUGAGAGAAGAACGAAGGAAAAGAUUCCGAUUCACGGGAUGGAAACGAACGUUCACCGUUGAAGAGGAAGAGCGAGAAGAAGAGAGGAUGCGUUUCGAAACGAAUAUAUGUAUAUAUAGAUAUGCACAUAUACGGAUUCUAUAUAUAUGUGUAUAUAUGUAUAUGUAUAUAAAGAAAAAACAAAUAUAAGAUAUAUUUGUAGAUACGAACAUCUUUAGCCAUCUGAUUAGCAUAUGUAAUAGAGUCAAUACUGUGAAGAUACCUAUAACUUUACCCCUAUACCCUGUUAGAUCAUAGACAAUGAUGAUAAAUACUUGUAAUUAACUUAUGGAAGAUGAAGUAUAUCGAAUGAAGAAACUAUACUGCGAUCAGAUCGAUUAAAUAAAUAAACGACAUACACCUAUA
Megachile rotundata (alfalfa leafcutting bee) is the source of this 9253-nucleotide messenger RNA. RefSeq names its product solute carrier family 12 member kcc (gene kcc). Gene Ontology annotation, molecular function: potassium:chloride symporter activity. The record is from RefSeq and is a predicted model, not a curated record. Gene Ontology annotation, cellular component: plasma membrane. NCBI's taxonomy places the organism in Eukaryota, Metazoa, Arthropoda, Insecta, Hymenoptera, Megachilidae. Gene Ontology annotation, biological process: chloride transmembrane transport; chemical synaptic transmission; chloride ion homeostasis.